AUGCAGGAACUGAUGCGCUUUCAGCACGACCCCGCGUGCCGCGUGCUUCUAAUGGAUGGCACGGGCUCGCUCGGUCUCGACCUUUCCUUUGUGUCACGCGUCUUCCUCAUGGAGCCCGUGUGGGACCCCAGUGUGGAGGAGCAGAUGGUGUCUCGGGCGCAUCGCAUGGGCGCCUCUCGGCCAAUCACGGUGGAGACACUGGCCAUGGCAGGCACGCUGGAAGAGCACAUGCUACACAUUCUGCAGCACCUGCCUGACAGUGGAGCGCAGGCGAAGCAGAGGCAGGCAAGGGAGGCAGUGGCGCGCAACGCCAUUCUGCUCGCACUGAAGCUCGUCCGCACCGCCGACUCCUCCCUGCCGCUCUCGCCCUCCACAUCCACCUCCCCCGCAAAACCCCUCUCCUCCCAUCCCCUUUCCCGUGCCCAACCCCACACCUCCUUCUCCCAAGCCUUCUCCCCCACCAACCCCUUCUCCUCCGCCCACCCCCUCGGUUCCCCUACCCUCCUGUCGUCCCGCCAGUCCUUCCUUUCCUCCAACCUCUCACUCUCCCCUUCCCUCUCCCAGCCAGCAACUCCCCUGCAGCCUCCGGUCCCUGCUAGCCCUCUCAAUACACCCCUCCCCCCUGCUGCCGGGUCAGCAGUCAAUAAGUGCAGCCUGCUUCUCGCCCAAGGCCCAUCAGGGGAUGGCCAACAUGGGUCAACCUUUGUGGCAGGCGCAUGGGAGGGAGGUACAUAUGUUGCCAGAGAGGGCGUAUGUGAGGAAGGUAGACCUAGUGCAAGCAGUGAGGCUGCAGGGAACAGCAUGGUUCCCCUGCUUGGUGGGGAUGCCACAGCAGGCAGUGCAGCAAGGGCAGCGGAGGCAGGGGCAGGGGGUGUGGCAGGGACAGUUGCUGCUCACACUUUGGAUUCUUCUGUUGUUUGCGACAGAGGGGAAGGGGAGAAUGGUGCAUUUGCAGGGCAGGCAGGGGAGGGCUCUUUUGCAAUGGAGAAUGGAGGCGCAAGGGAGGAAGGGCGUGCAGAGAAAGAGGGGCAUUCAGAGGAGCAUUCAGAGAAAGAGGGGCAUUCAGAGAAGGAGGGGCAUUCAGAGAAAGAGGGGCAUUCAGAGAAAGAGGGGCAUUCAGAGAAGGAGGGGCAUUCAGGAAAUGGAACGGAAAGGGAUGGUUGUGAAACAGAAGAAAUGAGAUGCAGUGCUGUCACACAGCUCAGCAGGUCCACCAUUGAGGCACGUGCAGUGGGAGGAGCAGAAAGCAAGGUGAAUCGGAGAAGGCGAGUUGUUCGGUUUGCAGAUGAAGGUGUGCAACCGGCGCUGCUGGCUAGGGUGCUCAGACCAGCAGCUCAAUGA
Messenger RNA from Closterium sp. NIES-65, 1341 nucleotides. The record is from the annotation of a GenBank genome assembly. NCBI's taxonomy places the organism in Eukaryota, Viridiplantae, Streptophyta, Zygnematophyceae, Desmidiales, Closteriaceae.